CCCUUAAAGGGGCCACGCCCGCCUCGCCGCGGAGCGCGAGCGGUCGGAGGGUGCAGAUCCGGCCGGCGGGCGGGGACGGCGGCCGAGUGAGGGCGGAGCGGCCCUGGGUGCGGGCAGGCGUACCAUGUACACCAUCACCAAGGGGCCCAGCAAGCUGGUCGCACAGCGCCGCACAGGUCCCCCGCAGCAGCAGGUGGAGAGCAGGCUCGGUGAGCUCCUGAAAUGCCGGCAGCCCGCGCCGCCGGCUUCGCCACCCCCGCGGGCUCAGCCCUUGGCGCCGCAGCCCGGACCCUGGCCCUUGUCGAGUCCAGGGCCAAGACUUGUGUUCAAUCGAGUGAAUGGCCGGCGGCCCCUCACCACAUCCCCAUCUCUUGAGAGAACCCAAGAGACCUACACACUGGCCCACGAGGAGAAUGUCCGCUUUGUGUCCGAAGCCUGGCAGCAGGUGGAGCGACAGCUGGAAGGUGGCCAGGCCAGUGAGAGUGGGCCAAGGCCUGUGCAGUACGUGGAGAGGACACCCGAUCCCCGGCUACAGAACUUUGUGCCCAUCGACCUGGACGAGUGGUGGGCACAGCAGUUCCUGGCUAGGAUCACCAGCUGUUCAUAGUGGCUGCCUGGGAAAGAACACUGCCAAGAUGGACCCUUGGCCAGAGAAGGCCAUGAUAUCCUCCACCUUGUGGUCGGCUAGAAGCUGGCCUCACCUGAAGUGCCACAUUUGGACUUUUGUACCUUUGGUUCCUUGGCCCAGCUGUCCCAAGCUGGCAGGGGCCAGAAGUGGAACCUGUCUGACCUCAGUCCGGCUCACUGCCCAGGGACCAGCCCUGGGGCUGGCAGGGAAGAGCUGCAGGCUAAUAAAGUUGAGAAACUGCCCUUUGGAGUGGCCUUGACUUGA
Urocitellus parryii (Arctic ground squirrel) is the source of this 892-nucleotide messenger RNA. RefSeq names its product MAPK regulated corepressor interacting protein 2 (gene Mcrip2). NCBI's taxonomy places the organism in Eukaryota, Metazoa, Chordata, Mammalia, Rodentia, Sciuridae. The record is from RefSeq and is a predicted model, not a curated record.